GAAAAUUUGAUGAAAAUCGGACUGAUUUUGAGCGCGCAGUAGCGAUUUUCCACAAAACGCCAAAAAGGGUGUCCUGUAACCUUAAUGGCCUGACCGGCAGACCCGAAUUUUUGUCUCUGUUUCAAUGAUCAUCAAUGGAAAGAUCUGGUUUAUGUUUCUCAAAUAUCUAGCGAAAAUGGACCUCAUUCUAAUUCUAUCUAAAUUUUCCGGUCAGGUAGGUCCCAAGCCCAAACGUUUUGUGUUCCAUUCAACAAUUUGACCGUUCUGACCGGUCUGGCCGUGGUACGUUAACGGCAAAGCGCCCUGUGAAUGAUUUUCGACGUUUUAUUUCACGAAAUAACAAUAUACAGUAACUAGACUACGAUACAAUUAAUAUAUCAAAGCUAAUUUGCUUUUGUGUCAGCAAAUGGGAAAUUUCCCAACAAGUCUGCGCAAUUUGGUCACGGGGAAUGUUCGAAAACCGCAACAUAUGAUGAGAUAAAAAAUCGACUUUUGUCAAACCUUCGUACACGUCAUAUACCUUUUUCAUAUCAGUGACGUCAAUCGCGGAAAAAGUUCAUGUGAUGUCCAAAAAAGGAACAAUUUUUGCUCUAACAUCAUUGAACUAUAAUAGGUAUGACAUUUCGCAAUUCAAAUGAUGUUAUAUGUAAACUUGAUUGGCUCAGCAACGACUUGCAUUACGGAACGCAGCUAUGGCCAAGACCAGAGGGCCAAUCCCAACACCCUCCAAAAGGGUGCAACCUCUUCCCCAGCUGGGAAGGGUGUAUUGUUGUUCCGCGUUUGACGUCAUGAUAAAAAAGGUCAUAAAAGGUGAAUUUCGUACCUCGAGCCCGCGAUAAGGUCUAUUCUGUGAUUCUGUCCCAGUCUCUUAACAAUGCGGAAGUGUUUGGCUCUGAACGGAAGAACGGAAGUAGAAAGUGGAAUACUUUGCCACAACUAAUUCCUGCUUUGAGUUCGCGAGCUGGAAUUAUUUCCAUCUUGAUCGCAGUUGUUGUUCAGACUUUUCUCCUUAUACCCUGUUCAAAACAAACUUCUUCCAGCAAGAAUAAUGGCUAAAGAAGGACAGUAAGUAUUAUUGUAUUUUAUCUCCGUUUGCGAUUGAAAGAUAUUUGCAAAGCAUUUGAUGUGUACUAGAUUCCGAUAGCAUGCUUGUCUAACUUUCAUUUUUGCAUUUGAGGAAAUAUUAGACGUAAAUGCUUAGAUUUUAAACUAGUAUUAAAAGAUAUCACAUUUGUUUAUUCUGAAUUGCCUUAUAGAGCCGAUAUUGCACUUAUUGGGCUCGCUGUCAUGGUAUGCAUUUAUAGUUUUUUCAUGGUAGAUUGCAUAAUGGUGAUUUUUUCGAGAUUUUGUAUAAUGUUGCAAUUCUCGUGUGUUUGUAUAGGGGCAGAAUCUUAUUCUGAACAUGAAUGACCAUGGAUUUGUUGUAAGUUUGAGCUAUAUGUCUAGAUAUUUGCAGCAGCUGUCACUACACAAAGUUAUAUAACUUAUGAAAUCACUCAUGCAUAGAUUAAUUAGUCUGUAUAUGAUGUUCUAAAAUCAAAACAAAGUCAGAAUUAUAUUGACUGAUGUAUCAAAAUAUUUUAAUUGAUACUAGAAACUAUGGGUAUCAGAGACAGUGAUGUAAUGUAUGUAUGAGAGGCUGCACAUUGACUGCGUAUUGAUAUAGCAGUAGUCUCUGCGGGCCUCUAGACAUGCCAAAUGCAAUUAUGCGCGGAUAAUUGUUCUUGUAACCACACACCCUUUUCCCCUGGGCACUCACCCCCCAACCCUGCCUCUCUCUCUGGUUGUGUCCCUAUCAUUGGGAAGACUGUCCACCCUUUUGGAAAAAUUAAAGCCUUAUAAUUUUUAAUUUCUCCCCUAUUUAUUUAUACCUUGUAAUAGAAGACAGGUUGACCACCAUCCAUAGAUGACAUAUUGUCAAAUAUAUAAAGUGUACACAACUCUGAUUUAUUUACGGCAGACACCUCUAACUGAUUACAUAACAAGCCCCAUAUGUCUUUUAACCCAUUGAGUGGCAGCACUCUCCACUUCACAAGUAAAAUCGUCUGGUGUUAGACAGAGUAAAAUACUAAAGUAGGGUGCAUCAGGGUGCAUUGCAUCUUUGUGCAGCAGGGUUUUUAGUGACUCAGUAUUUCAAAAUAACCAUAUAUAUCAGUUAAAUAGUGGUGAUCUUUCACUAGGUUUGUGCUUACAACAGAACAGUGGUAAAAGUUGACAAAUUCCUGGCCAACGAAGCGAAGGGUCAGUUUAACCAUACAUUGUAUCUUUGUUUGUUUCUUCAGAAUAAACUGUUUUCCUGAGCACUUUGCAGAAAGUUUUUAUAAACAACAAAACCUAAUUUUAUAAUAAGGUGCAUGUCUUUUCACUUUUCAGAAACCAAGAUCAUUGGUGCACACUCCAUGCAAGAAAUGGUUUCAAAAUUGAAGAAGCCAAGACGUGUUAUGAUGUUAGUUAAAGCUGGCAGUGCUGUGGAUUCAUUCAUCGAUCAACUGGUACCAUAAUUAAGAACAUGACGAUAUGCAAAUAUAUUCUUUAUAAUAUGAAUGUUGUUUCAUGCAAAUAGAAUCUGCUAGUGGCAAAAUAAUAUCGUGGCAUGUUGCAGACUUUUGAGGUUCUGACUCCAUUUAAAACAGUAUACAAAUUCUGUGUAUCUUGAUAUUCACAGGUCCCAUUAUUAGAAAAAGGUGACAUUAUCAUUGAUGGUGGAAACUCUGAAUACACUGAUUCUCAAGUAAGAAAAAAUAAAUAUUAAAAUUAAAUAAAUAAUGAAGAGAAAUAUAUGAAAGUGGCAAAUAUUGCUUGCCUGGUUUUGCUAAGGAUGUUGAUGUGGAGUCGCCAACACUGAUUUUAUAAUUCUCAAAUUUUGUAAUGUCUUGUAAACAGUAAUAGUGUAUCAUGCAUGCAAACAGAAUAUUUAUAUUUUCUUGCUGUUAGCGUCGCUGCAAAGCCUUGAUGGAGAAAGGAAUUCUGUUUGUUGGCAGUGGUGUGAGUGGUGGUGAAGAUGGUGCUCGAUAUGGUCCAUCUUUGAUGCCAGGUGGUUCCCCUGAAGCAUGGUAAGUAGCUAGAGAAAAAUAAGGUAAUACCAUGCCUGUCAGUUGGAUUGCAUUGUGGACAUCAUGUUAAAUUCCAUGGUAAAGCUGCAUGAGCAGAGUUCAUAAUUAUGUACUGUAAGCAGAAAAUGCAACUGCAGUAAGAGAGAAGUAGGCUUUUGUUUAUUAUGUGUGUAUAGUACAUAAAAUUAUUUAAGACCAUAUUAUCAAUUCAGACAAUUUAAAACCAUAUUUACAAUUUAACAAUUUAAAUUAUUUUACAAUUUAAAACCAUAUUAUAAAUUAAGGCAAAAUUUAUCUUGUUUAUAGAUAAUUUUUUGUUACAGUAUUUAUGCCAGUUACAGUAUAUUGUCAAAUAGAAUUAAAACACAUCAACAUCUCUUUUCAAAUGGAUAUUUAAUUUUCAACAGGCCUCAUAUAAAGACAAUAUUUCAGUCAAUUGCUGCUCAUGUUGGCAAAGAACCAUGCUGUGACUGGGUAAGCUUACUGUCCUCCUGUACCAAAAAUUGCCAUUUAAGCUGGUGUAAAAUCAAUACCAACAUUUCUUCAAAUUUUCUUAAAUUGUCUGUACUGGCCCUAUUUAAAUUGGCCUGCAGCGACUUUAGGUGAUUUUUGGACCAGGAGAAUACCUUCACCAUUACCUGAACAUUUAUAGACAGUAAUUUCAUGUGUGUUGGGAUUCUUCAUGUUUGUUUUUUUGGUAGGUAGGAGAAGAUGGUGCUGGUCACUAUGUAAAAAUGGUUCACAAUGGUAUUGAAUAUGGUGAUAUGCAGGUACGUCAUAAUUUGGUAUCUAAAAUUUCAGAUGGUCUGUACCAGUGUAGGUAGUGAUAAAUUGAAGAUAAAUUAGCUAGACGUAAUUGCUUCAUAUUAUUGUAAUUAGGAUAAUUUUAAGUGUCCCCGAUUAGUGAAAGUUGAUCUUUGGCUAUAAGACAUGACACUUUAAUAAAGUUCUCAAUCAAUCAAUCAAUCAAUAAUAAAGGAAAGCGGCAGAGGGAUACGGAUACAACUACCUGAAAUAUACAAGCAGAACUUUAACGAAGGCCCUUCUGUUUUUGCUUGAGUUUAUUUUUUUUUUUUUUUUAAUUCAGUAUAGAUACAUACAGUAUACUACUGUGCAUGUCGAAUUGUUUUAACAAUAGCAUAAUAUAAAUACACUAGGCGAACAAACAAUAGGACACAUGGUCACCUACAAGUUUUAAACACCUAUGUACUACUUUGUUUCAAUGUACUACUUUUAUUCCUAGGUUAUUUGCGAGGCAUAUCACUUAAUGAAGGGUGCAUUAGGAAUGAGUGAAGAUGAAAUUAGCAAGGUGAGCCUGAAAGGAAGACAGUCUCUUAUUUUUGAAGUGUUUCUUUUGUUUACUGCAAUAUACUGAUAAAGGUCAACAAUUGUUUGUAGACAUUAGAGGAAUGGAACAAAGGUGAACUGGAUUCUUUCCUUGUUGAAAUAACUCGAGAUAUUUUGGCGUUCAAAGAUACUGAUGGAAAAGCAUUGGUGACAAAGAUUCGAGAUUCUGCUGGUCAGGUAAUCUGGAAUAUGGUCUUCACCUAAACAUUUUGGGAAUAUGUGUUGCUCACCUAGGGGUGGAAAAAGUAUCGCGUAUACCCGCAGCUUUUUGCUACUCUGAGAUAAUGUUUAGAUUUUAGAUUUAAUGUUUAGAUUUAACUCAGAGUCUAUAUUAAUAGAAAGGAACUGGAAAAUGGACAGCUAUCUCAGCCUUGGACAAAGGAAUCCCUGUUACACUCAUUGGUAAGAUAUGGACAAUAUUUUUAACACCGUGGAUAUUAAUCCGACACGGGAUCCCAAUGUGGUACGGCUUUCAAUCCGACACAGUAUUACACAUGCGUACAUAUGUGCAAUAUUCACGUUUUUUUCAAAUAAUAUAUUUUUCCUGAACCUUUCCCUAACCCCGACCCUAACCAGUCCUUAAGCUAACUGUUCUGUUGGCAAGAGGAAGAACUCUUACCAGUAACCUUGAUAUUCCACUACCGAAUUCGUGCCGCUAACCCCAAGUAUGAUCUGAUUAUUGUGUGAUAUCAUCUAUUGCAUAUUAUAUUUGCGUCAUUCUCAUAUUUUUGUAUUAUGAUAACAAUUAUUAAGAUACUGAGCAAGGCAACAUUGAGAAGAGAAACAAAAAAUGUUCUAGCUUUUCAUCUCCUUGCGUUCUUAUCAUCGCUAGGUGAAGCUGUGUUUGCCAGAUGUUUAUCUUCACUCAAAGAUGAGCGGGUUCAAGCCAGUAAACAGUUGAAAGGGCCCGCUGUGACGAAAUAUUCUGGGGAUAAGAAAGAAUUUAUUGAGCACAUUAGAAAGGUCUGUCCGGCCUUGUGGUCCUACUAUAACUAAACUAUCUACCAUACCAUAUCAUACCACACCAUGUAUCCUAUCACACCAUAUCAUACUAUGCCAUACCAUACUGUCCCAUAGUACCAUACCAUAUCACACCACACAGUAUCAUACCAAACUAUACCCAUGCCAUAAUACCACAUUAUAUCAUACCAUAUUAUAUCAUGCACUCAUGAUACACCUUACAACACCUUACUGUAUUUCACUUUAUACCACGCACAUCAUAGCGUAUCUGCAUGGUCCAUAGCAAAAAUCCAAUGACUUUUUCUUUAUGUUAAGGCUCUGUAUGCUUCGAAGAUCGUAUCGUACGCACAAGGAUUUAUGUUGCUAAGAGAAGCUGCAAAACAGUAUAACUGGAACUUGAAUUAUGGUGGUAUUGCUUUAAUGUGGAGGGGAGGAUGCAUUAUUCGCAGGUAAGAAUUCAAAUAUUUCUUCAAAACAUAUCUUCUCUUUACGCGUUCUUUUGUACAAAUACUCUUUCAAUAGAGGAUUUCACUAUGCACUAUCGUAUACCAGAAGUCAGUUAUCGGAGUAGUCGAGUAUAUGAAGUAGUCGAGUAUUGGUGUAUUUCAAAAUAAUUUUAACAAUAAAACAAUCUGCUAAAAGUGUUUCAGCCACAUUUCCUGUUGAGUAUUUUUCUUCUCUGCUAGAUACUGUUGUAAACUUCUAAACUUUUGACUCUAUUUCGAGCAUUGAUGUACGUAGCUGAUCUCAAACCCACGAAUGAAAUGACAAUGAGUGUGUUUGCCGUAUGUUUUAGUGUGUUUCUGGGUAACAUUAAAGAAGCCUUCGACAAGGAUGCUCAUCUUAAGAAUCUUCUGCUGGAUGAUUUCUUCAAAAAUGCGAUUGAAAAAUGUCAGGUACAAUUCUGUGUGAAAACAUAAAACAACUUCAAACUAAAAACGUUUCUGUGUAUAAAAUCAAUAUACAGUACAUGUAAUCAACUCUUUCUCGUAUAUGAUAUAUUACAUACAAUAACUAUACAUUAGGAAGUAUAUUGUUUACAGACGUUUUAAAAAGAGAUUUUUCCGUGUUUAGGAUUCGUGGAGGAAGGUUGUCGCCACUGCAGUGACGUUAGGUAUUCCUACCCCAACAUUCAGUUCGGCCUUGGCUUUCUACGAUGGAUACAGGUAGGAUAAUGCUAUCGAAAUUUCUAGAAAUAUAUAGUGUUGGAUUUAAUUGAUGUAUUUGAUUGAUGUUUUUUAUAGGUCUGAAACACUUCCGGCGAAUCUUAUUCAGGUAAGAACAUCAUUCCCUAAUCUUAACCAUUAAUAAUGCAUGAGUAAAUUAACCAACCAUAUUGCUUUAUUUUGCUCACAUGAUAAUACUAUAUACCUGGUGAAAUAUGUUGAUCCAGUCCUAAAAUUGAUUCAGUCCUUGGACUGGUCAAAAUUAAUUCACCUCACUUUGCGCGGACUUGUCCAGUCCUCAUAGUCUUUGAAAUCUACACUAUAAAAGUAAAAAAAAUUUGAUGAUCCGUGACCUGUUUCAAUACAUCAAAAUCAUUCCACCUUUCAUCCCGUGUUGACAAAGCGGACCAUACAAGCAGCCCCUAACAUUCAAGCCAGUUCCCAGCUGUCAGGAGGAUAUUUUGUGGAAUAAAUGAGUUCUAAAAUUGCUGCAGUUUUAUCGUUUAAGUCAGCCAUCAGUUUAAGUAUAAGUAACACUGUUUGAAAAUAUUUCCUUGAUCGUUUCAGGCACAGCGAGAUUACUUUGGGGCGCAUACUUAUGAACUGCUGUCAACUCCAGGGAAAUUUGUUCACACAAAUUGGACUGGCCAUGGUGGCAAUGUAUCUUCAAGCACUUACAACGCUUGAAUCGCGUGGACGUCGCACAAUAAACCGACUUUCUGUUUAUAAAUACUUAGUGGGAAAUAACUGAUUGUAAACUACUCCAUAUGUAAUAUGAAAUUUAGACUAAUUUUGAUUAAACUACAAGAAUCAAUGCAUACUUAAAAUGAA
This is a messenger RNA of Paramuricea clavata, 7357 nucleotides long. The record is from the annotation of a GenBank genome assembly. Lineage: Eukaryota; Metazoa; Cnidaria; Anthozoa; Malacalcyonacea; Plexauridae.